AUGUGUGGACGAGUUUCAGCAGUGUUACCAAAUCUUACGGCUGACAAUUUUGAACACACACUGGCCACUGAUGAUGUAUUAGCUCGCUUCUUCAAUGAUUUCCUAAGUCUGCCGUCUUUCCCUGAGGCUGUGCUGUACAACCAGGAGACGCGGCUGUUUGAGCUGGUGAGUGGAGAAGCUGAGGUUAUAUCCAGAAGAAUCAGAUCAGUUCUACACCACAGCAAAUCCCAACUCCUGACCGGUGACCCCUCAGUGCUGACCAGAACUCCUCCUCUGGACAACCACUUCACUGUCUCUUGUCUGGACAGAACACAAGGAAUCCAGUGGAUCAUGGAGCAAAGAUUGCCACUUUUCCUUCAGAGUGAUUGCUACAUUGAAUACAGACUGGCCAAGAUGUUGUGUCAGUGGGACCCAAACAUCUGUAUCCAGAGACAGAGGAGCAGCACAGGUCGGAGCAUUCUGUCAGCCCCACAACUGUGCUGUUCCUCCUGGUUUGACAAAGAAAUGUCAUUGACAAAGUACAACCUGACGUAUCCACCCUCUGACCAGAAGGAACCUAAUGGAGGCAGAAAGCAACUGGAGGGGAUACAAGUGAAAGUUAAAGAGAAGACGGGGAAUCCAGUGGAGGAAAAGACAGAAUGUGAUAAGAGGAAUAGAGAGGUGGGGAGUUGGGACAAAAACAGAGGAAAUGUCAGUGAUUGCCAUGUUACCUGUUGUCUGGACAACAGACCUGGCUUGGAUGAGUUCAGGGAGUUUUUGCGAGGAACGCCUGGAGAAAAACUGAUUAAUCUCUGGAUGGACAUAGAAAAACUGAAAUCUGAAAAACACAGAGAGCGAAAGAACAGACACUUGGUCCUGAUGAGGGGCCGGUACCUGCUGAGCAGCAGUCACAGCAGUCUGAACACAGAGCUGCUCUCCACACUGGGACUGACCACCUCCACCUGCUGGACAGAAGAGAAACUGUGUUCAGUUCAGCCCUGCCUCAUUGAGGCUCUGCUGUACUACUGGGCUCCACGGUUCUGGAAGUCUCAGUUUGCUCAGGAGGACCAUGAUGACAGUUUGAAUACGCGGCUGUGGACAGAGUGGUGGAGCAGGCCUCUGUCAGGCAGACAGCCUCACCGUGACUUGUUGACCCUGCCUCCCCUUGUCCCUGACACCUCCUUGUCCCAACGCCCCAUCAUUCUCUAUUCACAGCUCCUAUACUCCACAUAUCUGUCCACCUCUGCCACGAGGAGCGUUGGCGUGGAUGAGGAGAUCAGAAGGAAGGUGUAUGACAGACUGAUGCCGGCUUUUGAGGAGCUGUUUGAUGAGGUGGAGGGGUAUACACUCAACAUCCUGCUGCAGCCAUGGACACUGCUGCUCAGCAGGGACAAAGAGUCCUUCAAGAAGGUAGCUAUGGUGCAUGUGCAGGAGGAGGUACACAGGGUGGACAGUGAGGAGUACAGGGAACUCCAGAGUGUGUAUGAGGAGUCAGAGCGUCGACUGAAAGAGGUGCAGCAGUCCAGGUCCAUGCCCUCUCUCUCUCCUACUGUUUCCUCUACUUCCUUCUCAAAGGAAUUCGACUCUUGGUCCAGAGUGUCUCCAAAUUACCGAGGUUACCGUCUGGGUUCCUUACUCCGUUACCGCCAUGAGAUUGGACACUUCAUGUCUUUCCUUCAGAAUCAGGAUGCCAGUAUUCAUCUGACAUGUUGGCUGGAUUUGGAGCAGUACAGGAGGACUCCCCAGAAAGACAAGGCUGUCAAACAAGAGAGGUCCUCUCACAUUGCAACCAAAUACCUCAACAGGAAGUAUUUCUUUGGCCCUGACAGCCCUGCCUCCACAGAGCAACAGAAUGACAUAUUGUACUUGGCUGGUGGACUGGAGCGUCUGAAGCUGGAGUGUCUCUCAAACCUGGUUGUUGUGGAGAUCCAGGACAUCAUCAGGAAUCACAUAGAGAAAACAUGGCUGCCCCAGUUUUUGUGCACAGCAGAGUUUACAGAGCGACAGAAACACAAACCGCAGCACCAAGCAGCAGGCAGGCUCUCACAGCACGUCCACCACCGACGCGGAUCGAGGAGAAAACCCUGGAAGGCCAGCAGCUUAUGGAUGAGUUCCUCCAAAGAGAUUCUCCUGUUUCGACAGAUCUUACUCAACCCUGUCACUUGUAUGCAGUUCCAGCACUUUGUCUCCCUGAAGGGAGACUUCUUGGAGAAUGACAUGCUCUUUUGGCUCGAGGUCCAGAGGUAUAAGGACCUUUGUCACUCUCACAGUGAUGAGGCCACCAUCCAGCAGAAGAUCUCCACCAUCAUCAACUGUUUCAUCAACUCGUCCAUGCCCCCCACCUUACAGAUAGAUAUCCCUCCUGAACAGGCCCAGCACAUUCUGGAGAAACGCCACGAGCUUGGGCCUUACAUCUUCAGAGAAGCACAGAUGUCAGUGUUCAGCGAAUUGCUGAAGUUUUGGCCCGAAUUUCAAGAGCUUUGCAGCAGCGUCCAAGAGGAGCAACUCCUUCCUCUACUGCAGGACAAACGAGUCAAACACAGAGCCAGAGUGCGAAGACAGAGGAGGAAAGUGGAGGAGGGUGAAGAGGAGGAUGAGAGGAGGAGAGCUCAGGAAGAGUGGGAGACACAAGAAUCCAGUUUUCAAGAACAAGACAUGGACAGUGACGCAGAUGAUGCAGAUGAUACAGACAAUCCAGAGAGGAGAAGCGGUGGAAGAGAGUGGAGGACACAGAGCAGAGCGCUAUUGUCGGCCACUCAGCGGCUUUCAUGGUCCUACUCCAAAUACAUGGCAGCUCUGAAGAGAGAGGAGGUGCUGCUGAGGAGGAAGAGUCAGCUGGCAGCCUCUUUUGCCACAGCCUCAGACUCCUCCAGCUGCAGCGUCAGGUCUGCAGACAGUCAGCUCAGCCACAGACAGUCACACCGCUCCUCCAGAGCAGAGAGUGUGGGUAAUCAGGUGGAGUUUUACAGUUAG
Paralichthys olivaceus (Japanese flounder) is the source of this 2952-nucleotide messenger RNA. Lineage: Eukaryota; Metazoa; Chordata; Actinopteri; Pleuronectiformes; Paralichthyidae. The record is from RefSeq and is a predicted model, not a curated record.